AUGAGUUUCCUGUAUAAUUACAGGGCAUCCUGGAGGUUCAGGCGCCACCUGACAGCAUUUUUAUUUGCUGUUAAUGAAAUCAACAAAAAUCCAGACCUUUUGCCAAAUAUCACUCUGGGCUUCCAGAUCCAUGAUACUUGUUAUUCUGAGAGCCUGAGUAUCGAGAGUGCCCUGAGAAUCCUAUCAGGAACCAGAUAUAUGGUCCCCAAUUAUAACUGUCACAAGAGGGGAGGGUUGGCUGCCAUUGUUGGGCAUCUUCUGUCUUCUCCGUCUCUAAGUAUCAGCACUAUAAUCAGUAACUACAGAAUCCCACAGAUCAGCUAUGGGGCGAUGGACCCUUCCUUUUCUGACAGGGAGCAGUUUCCCUCUUUCUUCCGUACGGUUCCCAACCAGCUGUCCCACCACCAGGCCAUCAUAGAGCUCCUCAAGCACUUCGGCUGGGUUUGGGUUGGCAUUGUGGCUUCUGCUGAUGAGAGCAAUGCCAAGUCCAGUAGCCUUCUGAGGGAGCAGCUCAUCAGCCAUGGGAUUUGUGUGGAGUUUCAUGUCAUUUUUCCAGUAGAUAAAGGGGAAACCAAAAGAACAAAUGUUCUCAUCAAGAACUCAACUGCAACUGUGAUCAUUUUAUACUGCAACAUCGGCUACUUCCUCCAGUUAAUGAUUGGUGAGCACUGGGAGGAAAUAAAAGGGAAAGUCUUUGUUACUUCUGUUACUCUGACACUUAUUCGAGAAAACGUGUAUAAUUUCAAAACUCUUUAUCCGCUCAACGGCUCCCUGCUGUUUGUAACACGAAGAGGAAACAUUCAUGGUAUGAAAGAUCUCAUGGAUUAUGUUCCUAGAAGGGCAAUCAGGCACAUAGAGGGAAUGUUAUUUUCUCUUCCCAGUGAUAGGAAAGGAAAUCCUUUAAACAAAAGCAAUUCCGAGCCCUUCCGUCUCACCUACAGCGUCUAUACAGCCGUGUAUGCCGUGGCGCACGCGUUCCAUGAUAUGGUCUCCAAGGCACGGAAACAACCAGGGUUCCUUUCCACUGGGCAAUGGCUCAGACAUUUCCACCCUUGGCAGAUGAUCCCCCAUCUAAAUAAAGUACAAUUUCCAACACAGAGCGAUGGGGACUUUUUCUUCUCUGACGAAGGGGAAAUGCCUGGAGAGUUCGAUAUCCUAAACUGCAUUGUGUCCCCAGAUGGGAAGGACCGAAUGGUAGAAGUUGGCAGCUACAGGUCUCAUCCUGCCCAGUUCCACAUUAAAGAUAGCGCCAUAGGGUGGGGGAGCCCAUAUACAGAGGCUCCCCGCUCUGUGUGCAGUAGCAGCUGCCUCCCCGGCUCCAGGAAAGCCAAACGGGAAGGACAACCCCUCUGUUGCUAUGAUUGUGUUCCUUGUGAGGAGGGAGAAGUCUCUAAUCAAACUGAUAUGGACUAUUGUAUGAAAUGCCCAAAGGACCAGUGGCCCAAUAAGAGAAGGGAUAGGUGCCUCCAAAGGUUGGUGGAAUUUCUCUCCUACCAAGACCCACUGGGUGCAGGUUUGGGUGGGGCCUCCAUUGGCCUUUCUGCUUGUGCAAUAACAAUACUGGGAGUUUUCAUCAAAUUCCGUGCAACGCCUGUUGUUAGAGCCAAUAAUACAAAUAUAAGCUACACCCUCCUGGUGUCUCUCUGUCUCUCGUUCCUCUCGUGCCUGCUCUUUAUAGGCCAACCUAAACCUCUCGCGUGCAUGGUCAGACAAGCUGCCUUUGGGUUGGCUUUCUCCAUUGCUGAAUCCUCUAUACUCGCUAAAGCCGUCACAGUUGCCGUUGCCUUCAGAGCUACAUCCCCAGACAGCCAGCUGAGAAGGUGGGUUGGACCCAGACUGCCCAUCUAUAUAGUCAUUGGCUGCUCGGUGGGACAGGCAGCCAUUUGCUUAGCAUGGAUGGUCCUCUCUCCACCAUUCCCAGACUACGACAUCCAAUCAGAGAAAGGAAAGAUGAUCCUUAUCUGCAAUGAGGGAUCAGCUGUUCUGCUUUAUGUGGAGAUUUCCUACCUGGGGGUUUUGGCUCUGUUGAGCUUCACUGUUGCGUUUCUUGUGAGGAACUUACCCGACCGCUUCAAUGAGGCCAAAUACAUCACUUUCAGCAUGUUGGUGUUCCUCAGCGUCUGGGUCUCUUUCAUCCCCUCCUACCUGAGCACCAAAGGAAAAUACAUGGUGGCCGUGGAGAUAUUUGCCAUCCUGGGUUCCAGCACAGGGUUACUGGCUUGUAUAUUUAUACCCAAAAUGUGUCUUAUUCUACUGAAGAGAGGCCUCAGCUCUAAAGUACAUGUCACGGGCAUGGAUAAUAAAUAACUCUUUAGUUACCUCAAAUCUUUCCGAGAUAUAUUAUGUGUCUAAACGGCUAAAAUUCGAAUUCAACAAUGGUUGGCUAUGACUAGAGGGUGUCUGGCUG
Xenopus tropicalis (tropical clawed frog) is the source of this 2407-nucleotide messenger RNA. Its product is annotated as vomeronasal type-2 receptor 26-like. Gene Ontology annotation, molecular function: G protein-coupled receptor activity. Gene Ontology annotation, cellular component: membrane; plasma membrane. The record is from RefSeq and is a predicted model, not a curated record. Bases 1 to 2307 code for a protein of 768 amino acids. The transcript has 5 exons. Gene Ontology annotation, biological process: G protein-coupled receptor signaling pathway. NCBI's taxonomy places the organism in Eukaryota, Metazoa, Chordata, Amphibia, Anura, Pipidae.